ACCACCACCAGCACUGUGUGUACUCCAUACGUAGUAGUCCGUAGUCUUGAACCAUCCAUCAGAAACAUCCCCCAUUUCUAGUACAAUGACUUCGGCUGGUCCGCCACUAUCGCUCUUCAAAGCUUGUUAUAUAUGAUCCCAGCUCUGCCCUCCUCUUUUUCUUCUUUCCUUCCGUCAUCCUUCUAUCCUUCUCAUCUUCUUCCAUCACUACCACUUCCUUCCAGGUGAAGAGCUCUUCAGUUCAUUCCCUGGUUUUCAUCUUAUAAUAGGAGUGAUAUCAUCUCCCCCGUCUCUUAUCAUCUACGCUUUAAAUUCUCUCUCCCCCCUCAGUCUCCCUGGUGGUGCUCUUUUGCUCUUCAACCUCGAAACUCAAUUCCUCCGCCUCUAAACCAGUCAAUAAACUCAUCCAUCAUCAUGCCUCGCAUCGAAGACGCUGAAGGGGUUGACCCGACUGCUCCUGCCCCUACUCACCGCGAGUCUCGCGGUUCCCUCCCCAUCCCCGGUGACAUCGCCGGCAACACUGUCGAGGUCCCCGCUACCCGCAGCUCCAUCAGUGAUGCUGCCCAGUUCAUGCACAACCUGAGCUUUGCUCCCUCUUCCCGGGAUCGUCGUGCCUCUCGCAACUCCUUCGGCACCUCCCUUCCCAUCCCCAGAUCUCCCCGUGUCUCGCGGUUGUCCUCCGUUGUCACGAGAGAUGUCUCCCGGGAUAUCCUGGCAUCCCAGGUCCAGGACAUGUCCAAGGAGAAGGUCGCCGCCGCCAAGAAUAUGGCUUUCGCCUUCGACAUCGACGGUGUCUUGGCUCACGGUAACCACGCCAUCCCCCAGGCCAAGGAGGCCCUCAAGAUGCUGAACGGCGACAACGAGCUGGGCAUCAAGAUCCCCUACAUCCUCCUGACCAACGGUGGUGGUAAGACCGAGGAGGCGCGCUGCGCGCAGCUCACCGAGGUCCUCGACUGCCCCAUCUCCACCGACCAGUUCAUUCAGUCCCACACCCCAAUGCAGGCAUUGGCUGAGUACUAUGAGACUGUCCUGGUUCUCGGUGGUGAGGGCCAGAAGAUCCGCGAGGUCGCUGAGAACUACGGCUUCAAGAACGUCAUCCACCCCAAGGAUAUCCAGGCUUGGGACCCCACUGUCUCUCCCUGGAGCACCCUGACCGAGGAGGAGAAGGCCGAGGCCAAGCCCCGCGACUUCUCACAGGUCAAGUUCGACGCUAUCUUGGUCUUUGCCGACUCUCGCGACUAUCAGACCGACAUGCAGCUCAUCAUGGAUCUCUUGCUGGCCGAUGACGGCAAGCUCUUGACCCGCGCCAAGGACCCUGUCGCUUCCCGCAUCCCCAUCUAUUUCUCGCAGGGUGACUUGCUCAUGCCCACCGACCACAAGGGCCCCCCCCGUCUCACCCAGGGUCUUUUCCGUAUCUCCAUCGAAGCCCAGUACAAGGCUCUUACCGGUGUUGAUCUCGAGCGUGUUGUUUACGGCAAGCCCGAGCGCGCCACCUACACCUACGCCGAUGAGGUUCUCAAGUCCUGGAUGGAGGAGAUCCACAACGAGAACAAGCUGCCCGAGAACAUCUACAUGGUCGGUGACAACCCGGCCUCCGACAUCUGCGGUGGUAACAUGCACGGCUGGAACACCUGCUUGGUCCGCACCGGUGUUUUCCAGGGCGGUGACAACGACGACAACAACCCGGCCAACUUCGGUGUCUUCCCCAACGUGCUCGAGGCUGUCAAGGCCGCCGUCCGCAAGGAACUGGGCCAGGAGUUCAAGUUCAAGUGGAACCCCAAGGUCAACCCUGUCCUCCACAGCGAGAACGCCUCCGCUGUUGAGUAAACGGGACGCUUAUAAACGAUCAAAAAUAAGGAAUUGGGCAUCUCGGUGUCGAGUUCCUUCUCUUUAUCUUACUUCUCAUUCCCCAUUUUCUCAUACAUCAUGUUUGACCGAUCAAGUACAUUGAUGUUAGACAUUUUCAUCUCCCCCCCCACACUUACCACCAUAUUGUUACGGCUUUACGGGUUUGGACUACUGAUAUCCAUCGUUGUCGCUUGUCUUGGGCAGUUAAUAAACCAGAAAGCAGACCGAUUCUUUGUCUCGAGUGAUUUUUUUGUGUCAUGUUAUUAUUUAGACUGCGAUUGAUUUUUUUUCUCAUAUGAUGAAGAUGCGAUAUGCAAGGCAUGCAUCAAUGAACGGUAU
Aspergillus uvarum CBS 121591 is the source of this 2187-nucleotide messenger RNA. RefSeq names its product phosphatidyl synthase. The coding region runs from base 415 to 1827 and encodes 470 amino acids. Lineage: Eukaryota; Fungi; Ascomycota; Eurotiomycetes; Eurotiales; Aspergillaceae. Gene Ontology annotation, biological process: glycerophospholipid biosynthetic process. Gene Ontology annotation, cellular component: mitochondrion. The record is from RefSeq and is a predicted model, not a curated record. The transcript has a single exon.